CGUUCGUGCCAAAUUCUCAGACACGCUCGUCUUCGCACACUCGACACGAGCGAGAGUUCCCUAACCUCGCACGCUCGCCUAUCCCACGCCGGCGCCGGACCUAACCCUUUCCCGUCGCCGGCUCCGCCGUUGCCGCUUCUUCCUCCCCCGAUCUCCUGCUACCGGAUUCCUCUCUCUCGCCAUCGAUCCGCGCCGGACCUCCGCCGGUUGCCGGGAAUUUCGGUACCUGACGGAGUUCUGAAGAAACUUGGCGAUGAGAAGAUGGAUCUGCCAUGGAAUUUUGUCAAAUGAACCAUGUCAUCGUUCUGGAAGCUUGUGAAAUUCCUUAUGAUAUGAGGAAUUUUAGGUUUGAAAUGGAGGGAAUCCAUUAAUUUUGAUGGUGUUGGUCAUAGUGGAAUAAUUUUUAAUUGAAAAAUUUAGGGUUCAGAGUGGAGAUUAUGGCAACUGAUAUGCAGAGGUUUGUUGGAACAAGUGAGGAUGAUGAAGAAAUGGGAAUGGGUGUGAAGGAUGAGGAUGAGGAUGAUGAUGAUUAUGAUGAAAAUGGUGAGGAUGGAAAUGCUCCGGGGAUGAUAGAGAUUGAUGAUGGGAAUGGGAUACAAACUGCCCCAGGUGACAACAGGUUUCAACAACACCAGCAGUUUCAAGAGCUAGAAGAACCAGGGGGAGGUGCUCGAAGGUCUAGGCCGCUUGAAGAGAAAGAAAGAACAAAGCUAAGAGAGAGGCGCCGGAGGGCUAUCACUGCAAGAAUCUUGGCAGGGCUUCGCAGGCAUGGCAAUUACAAUCUUAGAGUUAGGGCUGACAUAAACGAUGUCAUUGCUGCUCUAGCAAGGGAAGCUGGAUGGGUGGUUCUUCCAGAUGGCACUACUUUUCCCUCAAGAUCUCAGGGUCAAAGGCCAGAUGGUGGUAAUUCUGCACCUGUCACUUCAUCUUCCCAAGUGCCUUCACAACAAACUCCAUCUGCUUCACUUAGGGGAGUUGCUUCUGGUUAUGGAAGCCCUUUAGAGUAUAAUGCAUGUCAAAUGAAAGGUGUCUUUAUGCCAGCUCCAUCUCCUUAUGAUCUAUCCUCAAGUUCCCGAUCGCAAACAUCUAUAGUGGGGGAUGGAGAAACACAAAGAGACAAUAUUCCUGGGAUUGGUGGUUCAAUGAAUAGUGUUGAUGAGAAGCAGAUUGCUGACAUGCCCCCAAGAUUACCAGAGCGUGAUUUGGCUGGUACCCCAUAUGUUCCAGUUUACGUGAUGCUACCCUUGGGGGUGAUCAAUAUUAAAUGUGAGCUUGUUGAUCCGGAUGGUUUGCUAAAGCAGCUGAGGGUAUUGAAAUCAAUAAAUGUUGAUGGUGUUAUGGUUGAUUGUUGGUGGGGAAUAGUGGAGGCCCAUGCUCCGCAAGAGUAUAAUUGGAAUGGUUACAAGAGGCUCUUUCAAAUGGUGCGUGAGCUAAAGCUUAAGCUGCAGGUUUUGAUGUCUUUUCAUGAAUGUGGAGGUAAUUUUGGUGAUGAUGUUUGUAUCCCAUUACCCCAUUGGGUUGCUGAAAUUGGUAGGAGCAAUCCUGACAUAUUUUUUACUGAUAGAGAAGGAAGACACAACCCUGAAUGUCUUUCUUGGGGAAUAGAUAAGGAACGGGUUUUAAGAGGUCGGACUGCUGUGGAGGUUUAUUUUGAUUUCAUGAGAAGUUUCCGGGUAGAGUUUGAUGAGUAUUUUGAGGAUGGUUUCAUCUCCAUGAUUGAAGUUGGAUUAGGUCCGUGUGGAGAGCUUAGAUACCCAUCUUGUCCUGUAAAACACGGGUGGAGAUAUCCUGGCAUUGGUGAAUUCCAGUGCUAUGAUCAGUACAUGUUGAAAAGUCUUAGGAAAGCAGCAGAAAUAAGGGGGCACUCUAUCUGGGCUAGAGGGCCAGAUAAUGUGGGUACCUAUAACUCUCAGCCACAUGAGACAGGUUUCUUUUGUGAUGGGGGUGAUUAUGAUAGCUUCUAUGGCAGGUUUUUUCUUAAUUGGUACUCUCAGGUUUUAGUUGAUCAUGGAAACCGGGUACUCUCCUUGGCAAAAUUAGCUUUUGAGGGUUCCUGCAUAGCUGCAAAGCUAUCAGGUAUUUACUGGUGGUACAAGACUGCCAGUCAUGCUGCAGAAUUAACUGCUGGGUAUUAUAACCCAUGCAAUCGUGAUGGCUAUGCUUCAAUUAUGACUAUGCUAAAAAGAAACGGAGUUAGCUUAAAUAUUCCUUGUGUUGACCUUCAGACGUUGAACCAACAUGAGGGCUUUCCAGAGACAUUUGCAGAUCCUGAGGGAUUAGUCUGGCAAGUGUUAAAUGCUGGGUGGGAUGUUGGCCUACCAGUUGUCAGUGAGAAUGCGCUUCCUUGCCUAAACAGAGUUAGCUAUAACAAGGUUUUGGAUAAUGCCAAGCCUAUGAAUGAUCCAGAUGGAAGACACUUUUCAUCGUUUGCUUACCCGAGGCUUAGUCCACUUCUUAUGGAACGACAGAAUUUCAUAGAGUUUGAACGAUUUGUCAAGAGAAUGCACGGGGAAGCUGUUCUUGACCUUCAGAUUUAACAGUAUAACAGCAGAGAGAAUCUGGAAGAAUUUGUACUUAGUUUUACCAACGAAAUGGUUGGGUUAUCCUGUUACAGAUUAGGUGAAUAGGAUUGUUAUUUUCUGUGGCUCUGGCUAGUUGUUAGUUAAUUAGGAUUUAGGAUACAUUUUUGGGGGGGGGGGGGGGGGGGGGUCAAACAACCCAUCCGAAUCUGGAUGUAAAAUUUGUCCAUAAAUGUGCAAACUCAUAGAAGUCUGUAUUGGCCACUGCACAAUGAUCUGUAUUAUUUCUGUACUUGCUAAAUUAUAUCAGUAUAGUGGACUAUCAAUUUAGAUGGAGCAGAUGGCACUGUAAAUUUGCAUUCAACUCAUGGAUCUGAUUGAAAACACGGCAAACUCGAGACAUGGAAACGUAGAGUUUUGAGAUUACCAAUCAAUGUCAUUUGCAAAGAAAGUUAUAAAUAGAAUGUUAUUGGGAAUAUUAUAUAUAAUAUUUGAUUUUAUUAUA
Lotus japonicus is the source of this 3024-nucleotide messenger RNA. Its product is annotated as beta-amylase 7. Bases 438 to 2537 code for a protein of 699 amino acids. Gene Ontology annotation, molecular function: beta-amylase activity. The record is from RefSeq and is a predicted model, not a curated record. Gene Ontology annotation, biological process: polysaccharide catabolic process. NCBI's taxonomy places the organism in Eukaryota, Viridiplantae, Streptophyta, Magnoliopsida, Fabales, Fabaceae. The transcript has 11 exons.